GCCCAAUUCAACUCCAAGGCAAUAAAAAAUUACGAAAGUCAUGACAAGUAAUAGUAUUGCAUCGUCAUCCACUGCAGCCCAGGUCGUUAACAACAAUGCACAAUUCAAAGGAAACAUUGACUCUUUUGAAUUGCCAUGGGUUGAGAAGUAUAGACCACAGUUGCUCAAAGACAUUGUUGGUAAUGAGGAAACUGUUGAGCGCUUGCAAUUGAUUGCAAAUAAGGGAAAUAUGCCGCAUAUGAUUAUUUCAGGAUCACCUGGUAUUGGAAAAACGACAAGUGUACUGUGUCUUGCGCAUGAAUUACUUGGACCUGCCUUUAAGGAAGGUGUGUUGGAGCUUAAUGCCUCUGAUGAUCGUGGUAUUGAUGUGGUUCGUAACAAGAUCAAGACAUUUGCACAAAAAAAGGUGACUCUUCCUCCAGGACGCCACAAGAUCAUUAUUUUGGACGAAGCCGACAGUAUGACAGCAGGGGCUCAGCAGGCACUCCGACGUACAAUGGAGAUUUAUUCCAACACGACACGCUUCGCAUUAGCCUGUAAUCAGUCCAGUAAAAUUAUCGAGCCCAUUCAAAGUCGAUGCGCCAUGCUCCGUUAUACGAAGCUGACAGAUAAGCAGGUUCUACAACGUUUGCGUGAAGUUUGUGAAGCGGAGAAUGUGAAGUACACCGCCGAAGGAUUAGAGGCUCUUAUCUUUACGGCAGAAGGCGACAUGCGUCAGGCUAUCAACAACUUACAAUCAACAUGGUCAGGAUUUGGAUUUGUGAACGAUGAGAAUGUGUUUAAAGUUUGUGACCAACCUCAUCCCGUUGUUGUAAAUGCAAUUAUUGCAAGCUGUCUUCAAGUCAAUGUCGAUAAUGCUCUCAAAGGGCUCCAUCAACUCUGGCGUCAAGGAUACAGUGCUGUGGACAUUAUCACUACAUUAUUUAGGGUCGUCAAGUUUUAUGACGGUAUGCCAGAAUAUAUGAAGCUGGAUUACAUUAAGGAAAUUGGUCUCACACACAUGAAAAUUUUGGAAGGAGUAACAUCCUUGAUUCAACUUGGAGGGCUGAUCUCGAGACUUUGCAAAAUGUCUAUGGAUUCAUCCGCAUUCACAGUGUAGAUAACAGUGGUAUAAAUGAUGAUGCUGAUAUAAAUUACAAAUGACGAAUCUCUAGUCUUUUAUGUAUGUCUUGGUGCGCCGAUAAUAUAGUACAGGAA
Lobosporangium transversale is the source of this 1197-nucleotide messenger RNA. Its product is annotated as P-loop containing nucleoside triphosphate hydrolase protein. The record is from RefSeq and is a predicted model, not a curated record. Gene Ontology annotation, molecular function: DNA binding; ATP hydrolysis activity; DNA clamp loader activity. Gene Ontology annotation, cellular component: Elg1 RFC-like complex; Rad17 RFC-like complex; nucleus. The transcript has 5 exons. Lineage: Eukaryota; Fungi; Mortierellomycota; Mortierellomycetes; Mortierellales; Mortierellaceae. The coding region runs from base 41 to 1099 and encodes 352 amino acids. Gene Ontology annotation, biological process: DNA-templated DNA replication; DNA repair.